This is a messenger RNA of Cladocopium goreaui, 1278 nucleotides long. The record is from the annotation of a GenBank genome assembly. Lineage: Eukaryota; Dinophyceae; Suessiales; Symbiodiniaceae.
AUGUCUACCGCCCAGGGCUCCCAAGAUCGCGCCGCAGUGGAUGCCGCGGGCGCGGCCUCCUAUUGGCGUGGCCGCCGUGUGCGGCAGGAGGAGGAGUUGAACUUGCCGUCCCCGGAGAUCGAAAUCGGGGAGAAUGGCAGCAUGACCAUUGAAUACAAUGGCUACGAAUUGGUUCAAGAAUGUCUUGAAUACUACGUGGACAAGAGUCUGGAGGCAAAGAACCAACAGCGUGUCUACGAACAGGAGUUUGAAGCUUUGAAGGAGCGAAGAAAUUCGUUGGAGCAGCACCGACCACGGGCUGUGCUGGUAUACUUACUCAUGGAAAAUGCCGACCGAAGCCUCCACUUGGACCUGGCCUUGUCCUUGCGCUGUUUGGCCAAGUUCUUCUGGCACUAUCCGGUGGUGAUCUUCCACAGCAACAGCAGCAGCCCUGCGGAGCUCCGUUGGUUGAGCUCGGCAGUGCCGGAGCACUUGAAGAUCUCCUUCGAGGAGGUGUCUGUGGGUUUCCCUUCGGAAAUGAUGGACUAUCCCGGAGGGCCUGAUGCGUUUCUGAAGCCGCCUCUAUGCAUGUUGGAUGAUCAAUAUUGGUGGCUGAGCGAUCGCAGUUGCGGCUGUCGCUGUCCUGCCUGGCGACCUCAAUGCUGGCCGGUGAAUUGGAUGCACGCCGCUCAUUUCUUCACCGCUGGCAUGUUCCGCACCAAGACCUUCCAACAAGGUGGCUACGACUACUUCUUCCGUGUGGACACGGACCUUUUCUUCGUGGAAGCGCCGGUGGUCGACCCCUUCAAAUUGAUGGCUGAGAUGGGGUGCUUGAUGGUCUACGACAAGCUGUCGCGGGAAGCCCCUGGCUGCUACGACGACUUCGAUCUGCGGAGCUCGGAGUUCCUUGAGGACAUCAGAUAUGUUGGACGUCCCGACCUGGACGUUCUCCUGGUAGGGAAGGGGCCAGCAGCUGCGGGUGGACAGUGGACCAUUGGAGACGCGCGAUUCUUUACCUCUGAUCUGUACUUAAAGUUCGCAGAUUACAUGGUCAGUGGAAUCUAUGCACAUCGCUGGUCCGAGCAGAUCAUCCUGCUCCGCAGUGCUGCACUCUUCGGUCCCCGAGCAGACCUUCGCAAGUCGCUGGAGGAUGCGCCAGCGGUGUCCUUGUGCACCACGCCUUUGUUCCCAGAAGGCACCUCCAGUGAGGGUGGCUCCCCCGGCCUUGUUCAUUUGAAGGGCGGCUUUCGUCAGCAGCACUUGUUGAAGACCUGCGCAGCUGAAGGGCUUUUCCCUUGA